Molecule: messenger RNA, 912 nt
Organism: Drosophila navojoa
Lineage: Eukaryota; Metazoa; Arthropoda; Insecta; Diptera; Drosophilidae
Product: chymotrypsinogen A
Biological process (GO): proteolysis
Molecular function (GO): serine-type endopeptidase activity
Source: RefSeq, a predicted model, not a curated record
AUGAGAGUGCAGCUCAUCUGUUUCGCUGUCUUGGAAAGUCUGUGCCUCGCCGCCGCCGCCGCCACCUCCGUCCAUGUUCUAGUGGAUGGCGGCGAGGAUUUUGUCCAGUGGCUGGCCACAAUGUUGCAGUCAGUGGAUCCAGUGGAACGGGAAUGCACCACCUGCCGCUGCGGACUGAUCUAUACGCUGGACAGGCAGCAAGCUUCCCAGGCGUCGAGUCGCCAUCAUUACCCCUGGCUGGCUAUGGUGCUGCUGGCCGGAGACUUUCACUGCGCCGGCUCGCUGAUCAGCGACCUGUACGUGCUCACUGCUGGCCAUUGUGUGGAGGGCCUGGCGACGGAGCUCAUCCAAGUGCAUCUACUGGAGUUCAAUCGCAGCGCCAGCGCUGCUCAGGUACUCGAACGUCGAGCCGAGCACGUGACGCUGCACGAGCUAUACAAACCAUACAGACUCGAUCAUGAUAUUGCCCUGAUACGACUCGAUCGUCCUGUCAGCUUUGAGCAACGUCUGCGACCCGUUUGCCUGCCCUCAGCCAGCGCCAGCUACGACGGCGAAUGGGCCAAGCUAACGAGCUGGAGUGGGCCAAGACAGAGUGCGGCCUUUGGCGUGCCAAGUCUACAGGAAGUCGCUGUGCUCAUCAUUAGCCAAGCCGAAUGCCACCGCACCAGCUCCAGCUCCAGCUCCAUCGACACUAUGCUCUGUGCCACCUGCAUGGGGGCUGCCUGCAGCAUCGACAGCAGCGGCGGCUCGCUCCACGUGCUCUCCGACGAGCAGCUGGGGCAGCAUCAGCUGCUGGGACUUGCCACCAAGGCGCCGGGCCUCUACACGCCUGUGCAACGGUACCUGCGCUGGAUUGAGGCCAACACUGCCAAUGCCUGCUAUUGCAUGGAUUCAGCCGGCGAGGAGUACUAG